GAGGAAGAAGAAGAAGAAGAAGAAGAAGAAGAAGAAGAAGAAGAGGGAUCUGCUGCAGAGAGAGGAGGAGAUGAUGAUGAUGAGGAGGAGGAGGAGGAAGAAGAUGAUGAUGGUGAUGAUGAUGAUGAUGGUGAUCGAGAUGCUACAGUGAUGAAGGAGAAGAAGGCCAAACGGAAAGCCGUUGGAGCGGCUUCCUGUGCAGACAGGAAGUGUGUUCCAGGUAUCCUGUACCUGGGUCACGUUCCUCCGAGGUUCCGGCCCAAACACCUGAGGAACCUUCUGUCAGCGUACGGAGAGAUCGGACGCAUCUUCCUCCAGCCUGAAGACGGCCUGGUGAGGCGGAGGAAGAAGAAGUCGGGGUUGAGGAGGUGUGACUUCACCGAAGGAUGGGUGGAGUUCAGAGAUAAACGAGUGGCAAAGAGAGUGGCGGCGUCUCUGAACAACACGCCGAUGGGAACCAGGAAACGCCAGCGCUUCUCCUCUGACCUCUGGUCCAUCAAGUACCUGCACAGGUUCCAGUGGACUCACCUGAGCGAGCGCUUGGCCUACGAGCAGACGGUCCUGCAGCAGAGACUCAGGACCGAAGUGUCUCAGGCCAAGAGAGAGACCAACUUCUACCUCAACAACGUGGACAAGAGCGCUCACAUGGACAAAGUGAGGAGGAAGAGACAGAGAGACGGACAACAGGUGGACGAGCGGACGUGGGACUUCACGCAGCGUCAGACAGAGGAGGAGAUCCAGACGAAGAAGAAGAAGAAGAGAGACUCCGUUACCCAGAAGCACCUGAGCAAGGCCCGUCUCAUACAGCAGAAGAGCCAAUCAAAUGUCUCGCUGCUUGCCAAGAUUUUCAACUCCAAACAAUCAGAGUGACCGCAGAGAGACAGCCGAUUGGCUGUUGGACAGGAUGGUUUCGAUGGAAACAUGGAGCAGAUUGUGAUGAACUGGUGCUGACAUGCUAUAACCCUUUACCAACCAAUCACAGGGCAGUCUGAGCAGAAGGCGGAGCCAUCUGAAUUCUGAUUUGCCGCUUGAGUUAGUUUAGUGUUCUAUUCCUGCCCUAACAAGCUCGUUAAAGCCGUGGUAGGCAGUUCGUUUUUGCUUUUCUGCAAUAAUUUAAUUCAAUAAUAACCUUUCAGCAUCUUGUAAUUGAAGUGUUCUGAUGGAAAACUAGACUCCUGCACCUCCUCUUGGCUCUGUUUUUAGUCUUUAGAUAAACUGUUCUGUGAUGGGAGACUCUGGCCAAUCACAGGUAAUUUUCGGAGAGAGAGAGCGUUCCUAUUGGCUGUUCUGCAUUGCCCUGCUGCUGCGUGCAACAAAAAGGGAGGAGAGGGAGAGCUGCAGGAAGAGGUUUCACUCUACUUCAAAUUCUGGUGUUUUGUUUUUGCCACGUUAAGUCUUCUGUAACCCACUCAACGAGCUUACGUUUUCUGUUCCUGCCUUGACAAAAUCGUUAUCGGGUGUCACGAUUUCGAUAUUAAAUCGAAAAUCUUUCAAAAUGAGCUUUCGAUUUUGACAAUCUAAAUCAAAAGUAAUGUCGGCGAUCACCCCAGUAUUUUCUCUCUCUCUCUCUCUCUCUGUCUCUCUCUCUCUCUCUCUCUCUCUCUGUCUCUCUCUCUCUCUCUCUCUCUCUCCAGCCUCGCCUACUUGCGCACGUCCGAAGGAAAAAAACAGACACAGCGUAGCUUACCGGUCGAUAACAUGCAGCUAAAGAUACGGGGUAAUCUUAGCUUAGCAGCUGGUAGCAUACAGCUAAAGACAGGGGGUAACCUUAGCUUAGCAGCUGGUAGCAUACAGCUAAAGACACGGGGUAACCUUAGCUUAGCAGCUGGUAGCAUACAGCUAAAGACACGGGGUAACCUUAGCUUAGCGGCUGGUAGCAUGCAGCUAAAGACACAGGGGUAAUGUUAAUUUACCGGCUGGUAGUCUACAGCCAAAGACACAGGGUAACGUUAUGUUAGAGGUAGUCUACAGCCAAA
Perca fluviatilis (European perch) is the source of this 1976-nucleotide messenger RNA. It is a transcript of the gene abt1, whose product is annotated as activator of basal transcription 1. The record is from RefSeq and is a predicted model, not a curated record. The transcript is spliced from 4 exons. The annotation marks the transcript as partial. Gene Ontology annotation, biological process: endonucleolytic cleavage in 5'-ETS of tricistronic rRNA transcript (SSU-rRNA, 5.8S rRNA, LSU-rRNA); endonucleolytic cleavage to generate mature 5'-end of SSU-rRNA from (SSU-rRNA, 5.8S rRNA, LSU-rRNA); endonucleolytic cleavage in ITS1 to separate SSU-rRNA from 5.8S rRNA and LSU-rRNA from tricistronic rRNA transcript (SSU-rRNA, 5.8S rRNA, LSU-rRNA). NCBI's taxonomy places the organism in Eukaryota, Metazoa, Chordata, Actinopteri, Perciformes, Percidae. Gene Ontology annotation, cellular component: nucleolus. Gene Ontology annotation, molecular function: RNA binding.